Messenger RNA from Danio rerio (zebrafish), 515 nucleotides. The record is from RefSeq. NCBI's taxonomy places the organism in Eukaryota, Metazoa, Chordata, Actinopteri, Cypriniformes, Danionidae.
AUGAAUAAUAAAUGUGAUUUUGCAUUACAGCUGAAAGUGAAACUAAACAACAAUGUUGGAACAAUAUCAUUACCAAUGAAUGGAGAAGAUGUUAAAGCGGAUACUCUCUGUAGUGUUGCUGGCUGGGGAAGUGUAUGGAAACUUGGUCCAGCAACUGAUCGUCUAAUGGAAGCAAACACAUUUAUAGUAACUAAUGCAAAGUGUGAUUAUAGAUGGGGAUUUAAUUAUGAGGCCUCACAGAUGAUCUGUGCACAUGGUCAUGGUGGAUCCUGCCAGGGGGAUUCAGGGGGACCUUUGGUUUGUGGAAACACUGCUGUUGGAAUAACAUCUUUUGGUAACCCUUUUCGCUGCAAUUCAUAUUUGCUUCCUAAUGUCUAUACCAAGAUUUCAGCAUAUCUUCCAUGGAUCCACAGUAUUAUAGACAAUUGUGAGUGAUUUAUGGAAAAUGUAUAAAAGGUAGAAAUGUUUUUCUUGAGUUCUUCCAUGAACCAAUAAAAGUAUCACAUGGCAUUCAU